AGAAGUUAGACCACGUGAUCAAUAUUGACGGAAGUGAUGCCUCGCCCUGAAGUCAGUCUGUCAUCUCUGUUGUAUCGUGUGUAACAUUUAUUUAUCCCUAAAGACAGACGUCUCUGUAUCACUCAACAGACAGAUAGAAGUCAGCUCAGCUCUCACUCAGCUCCAGAUGAACUGUGUUUACCUGAUAGAUGGUUAAAGGUAAAGGUAGCAGUGAACAGCUGGUGUUAGCUAGCACAGCUAACUAGCUUGAAAUCGCCUUUCAGCUGCUCUCCUGUUGGACAUUCAUGGUUGUCUCGUUGUCAGUCCGGGUGUGUUUGAAGGUUGAAGGUCGAGUGAAGUCAGACGGGGUUUUAUUUAUCAGGUAUUUGAGGGUCUGUGUUUCUGGAAACGUUGACUAAAGCUUGCUAGCUAAUCGUUAUCAGCAUGGGAGCCGAGCAGAGCGGAGACGCGGAGCACAAACACUCCGACUACAGCUCAUCUGUGGUGCCCUCCCCAGCAAAGCAGAAAGCAAAGAUGGAUGAUAUCGUCGUCGUGGCUCAGGGGACACAGUCAAUGCGAAAUAUCCACAACGACCCAGAUGUCAUCAAGCUUCAGGAGAUACCCACUUUUCAGCCACUUUUAAAAGGUGACUUUUUAGGUCUUCCAGCUGCUGACAUGAAUUAUAGCGUCGCCUUUCAGCCACUUUUAAAAGGAGUGCUAAGUGGCCAGACGUCACCCAGCAGUGUGUGUCUGGAAAGGCUGGAUACUGCUCAGGUUCUGCAGCUCUGCGUCCGCUACCAGGACCACCUGCACCAGUGUGCCGAGGCCGUGGCCUUCGACCAGAACGCCCUGGUCAAGAGGAUCAAAGAGAUGGACUUGUCAGUGGAAACCUUGUUCAGCAUAAUGCAGGAGCGCCAGAAACGCUACGCCAAGUACGCCGAGCAGAUCCAGAAGGUCAACGAGAUGUCCAUGAUCCUGAGACGCAUCCAGAUGGGCAUCGACCAGACGGUGCCGCUGAUGGAGCGCCUCAACAACAUGCUGCCGGAGAGCGAGCGCCUGGAGCCCUUCAGCAUGAGGCCUGAUGGGGAUUCUGCCACCAAGUAGCCUCCUUAAAGCCGACACAGCUGCUUCUUACCUGAGUCUCCAUCCAGUCCUGUGGCCAGGAAGUGCAGAUCUGUCCAGCUGUAGGGAUUACCCAUUAAAGUUUUUUUUGUUUUCAUAGUAGAGAGCUACGGUUUAAAUGGGUGUGACGGGUCAGGUCAGUUCUUUUAAGCCAAGUUCACACUACACAACUUUCAAAGUCGUUAGAUCGCUGUACUGUUGACACUGCACAACUUGCUGUCUUGUAAUGGUGAAUCUUCAAGUCGUUAUGGUUUUCACACUACAUGACUGACCGAUGACAGGGCGGGGUAACACACUACAAGAUCUUUCACCAGGAGGAAUCCCUGAUGAGUAUGUCUGUCACAAAAAGACACGCAAGGGCGUAUAUGCUUGUUGAUGUUGUUGGCAAACAUGUUCACAAAAUAGCCUGUGUCUACUCUUCUAUACUAUUUCCCCUAUGUAGAUCAGUCACUGUGUUAUGUUUAUUCAUGCAACCACCCAACACCCUAGGUGCAGCAACAACUUUGGUCCGCGUUUGAAAUGCAACACAUACAGUAAAGUUCCAAUUGUUACAGGUGACCCCUCCGCCAGGUUUCCCCUCAACCCGUGUCUCGUGCUCUCAUUGGCUGUAGCUCCCAAACAAAUUCCCUGUCCAAAUCCGGACAUUUAGCAUGCUAGAUAUCUGGAGUUUGGCGUCUGAAAUGCAUCGGCAAUCCUCUCGGCAUCGCGUCUUUGAACAGCUUAUACAUAACACUCGAAUGCCAAUGUGGGAGCGCCAAAAACUGUCAGCAAGUUGUGUCGUGUGAACUAGGCAUUACUUAAUGUAGGAAGUUUUGCUGAACACACAUGCUCUUAAUCAGCAAAAUCAUACUUUCUAUAGCAUCUUUACUCAGCGCACACACACACGUUCAUACCUAACCACAACCUUCUGCUACUGCUCUACUGGAGCAGAUGCCAACUUAUGAAGUGCUGCGAUCAAAUGUGCCCCAACUGCAGAGGGCUUGGAGAUUAUUACUUAUCCCCCUCCUGCAGGGAAUCAAACUGGCAACCUUCCAGGCACACGCUUUCCUUACUAAUCUAAAGUCAGGGGAGGAACAAACACUUUUGAUUGAGUCAGAAUGAACUCCAUAUGCUCAAAAACUUGUACUGCAGACGCCUAGCAGGUUUUAGAGACUUAAAUGGGAAUGAGCGACAUAGAAGUAUCUCACAAGUUUUUCCUGCUGCUUUGGAGAUUUGCGCAAAACUUCAGAGCCGCUCAAGAAUUUGCAGAGAAAUGAUUUUGGAUCUUGGACUUCACAUUACAAAUAUUUGUCGUUUGUGAUCUUGAGAUUCAUCGCCAUAUACCUCGCUCACUGUUUGGAGAUCCCUUCUAUGAAAUGUUUGCCUGCAGACUGACUGCUUUUAAUCUUCUGAACGAUAUCGGUGCAUCAUUUUUGAAUAUUAUGAUGAAGAGACUCACGGAGAAAACGAAGAUGGAUUAUUACCAUUGGAUUACACACGGAGCAUUGAUCUACUGUACACUGGAUGUAAAAUAAGAAACACCUUUUUGGACAGAAGAUCGUUUCAAUAUUCUCAUGAACUUCAGUUUUGCGAUGAGAGAACUUUAAUUUAUUUGGAUAUUUUUGCUAUUUGCAUGCAAAACAGAGAAGAAAGUGACACAAAGGACCGAACAGAGACCCUGACGCUUCAGUUUUACAGCACAUUGGUACAGAAGAUGGAGGAAAUUUCAGCAUUAAUUUUUUAUGUUCGUUAGCUUUGUCAUCGUCACAAAUGCCAAAGAUUCGCAAGUCCUCAAAGAUGUUUAAUAAUAAGUGGCACUUUAGAAACAGUCUGUCAUAUUUGUGUUCUUUUUGAGGAAAGUGAUCAAAAUAACUUCACCGUUUCAUCUGUCGAAUAUUUAUUUCUGUAUCACAAGUCAUGCUUGUUAGGCUUAAAGGGUCAGUUCACCCAAAUAUAUAUAUAUAUAAAAAAACAUCUCCUCUCUUACCUCUAGAGGUAUCUAUCUAUGCAGAUAGUUUUGGUUAUAAUUGACCAGGUCUUGUCCAAGAUUUCUGCCACCAUCACAAUUCAAUGGAGUUGAAAGUUUAAAGUAUGUUAGACUAUUUUUUAGGCAGAAAAGAAACCAGGACAUUGUUUAUGAAAGACAUGUUACUGAUUUGUUAAUAUUUUUAAUGCUGAGAGCAUCACCAACGAAAUUUAAUUCACCUUUGUUGUAUUGGAUGGCAGCAGAAAUCUAAAGACCUGGGCAAAUAAAAUCAAAGCAAUUUACUUAUCUAAAUACCUCUAGAUUUUUUUUUUUCUAUUAAUUUGGGUGAACAAACAAAAACUAAUAAUUGGUCAGUUUGGCAAUAAAAAAAUAAGACGCUUAAAAAAAGAGAAAAAUGGUGUUAUUAUUGCUGCAGUGUUUUAAGUAUGGGCUUGUGUAAAUUCACUAGGUGGUGGCAGAGAUAACUCAACACAGUCUGUGGUUUUCUGACAUAUAUAUUAUGAGGUUAAAAGUCCCAAGCUAGAUGAUUCACUGAGUUUGUAAGAACUUGAGUAUCAUGCUGAAGGACACUUGGACUCACACACUGACGAUAAGAUAUAAAACAGUUUAAUCCCCUAUCGGGCCGACCUGGUUUUAUUUCUAUUCAGCAUUCUCUUCAUCCAGAGCUAGUGCUAUACCUUGUGCCAACAUGUUUAUUUCUGCAGAUAAUCUGUAUCAUAGCAACCAGAUGCAAAUAAAGUGUCUCAGCUGAAAAAAA
Molecule: messenger RNA, 3824 nt
Organism: Sebastes umbrosus (honeycomb rockfish)
Lineage: Eukaryota; Metazoa; Chordata; Actinopteri; Perciformes; Sebastidae
Gene: borcs5
Product: BLOC-1 related complex subunit 5
Exons: 4
Coding region: 424-1083 (219 amino acids)
Biological process (GO): positive regulation of anterograde synaptic vesicle transport; lysosome localization; organelle transport along microtubule
Cellular component (GO): cytoplasmic side of lysosomal membrane; synaptic vesicle membrane; BORC complex
Source: RefSeq, a predicted model, not a curated record